UACGGGUCUCUUUGGAAAAAGUGGGUGGCGUUGUUAUGUGUAGGCAUGGAGAGGCUCAAAGCGACUCGGCUGCUCGUGUUUCUAAUGUGAUGACAGCUGAUUCUACCGAGACAGAGCCAGGACCACCCGUGUCACCUUUUUCUUCUGUCAACAUGUCUUCUUGACCCUCUCACGCCGAAAUAAAGCGCUUCUUCUCGGGAAUAAUGACCCCGCGCACCGCUCCAAAGCUCCGGGACGCGUAAGCUGCUCCAAAAAACUUGUGUCGCGGAGAAAAAAAAAAGCAACACCCGCCACUGAACCACCACAUCACCAGGCUGGAGAAGUUGGAAAUCUUGUCUGACUGGAUCUAACCUAAUCUAUCACAUUUUUUCCCACCGCAGCUUCUGACACUUUACAGGUUAUGAGUAAUGGAAGCGGGCUCGGUGGUGCGUGCCGUGUUCGAGUUUCUCCCCAGCGUCUCCGAGGAGCUGCCACUCUUCACCGGUGACGUCAUCGAGGUGCUCAGUGUCCUGGAUGAGUUUUGGUUGCUCGGUAACAAAGAUGGCGUCACAGGUCAGUUUCCCAGCACCUUUGUGGAAGAGGUUACCAUUCCCAGCACCAAGCCUGGAGACAGACUGUACGUGUGCAUCAAUGAUUUCAGCUCAGCGGAGCCGGGCAACCUGUCCCUGAAGAGAGGUGAUGUGGUAGUUGGAGAGGCAGGAGGGUCCAUGAACCUUGGCGAAACCUGGCAGCGUGGUUGUAAUGCCUGGGGCGUCCGUGGUCAUUUCCCCACGUCAUGUGUGAAGGAGCUGAACCUUUCAGGUCGAUCCAGGCAGCUGUCUGAACGCUCAGCUCAGGCCCAGGCUUCAGAGCUCCCACCUUACGCCCUGGGCCAAGCCCGGGCACUUAUGAACCUCCAUGCUCAGCUCAAUGAAGAGUUGGACUUCCGCGAAGGGGACUUGAUCAUCAUCACUGGCCUGCCUGAGCCUGGGUGGUACCAGGGGGAACUAGAGGGUCGUAGGGGCAUCUUCCCAGAGGGGUUUGUGGAGCUCCUGGGUCCCCUCCGAUCUCCUCAGGAGCCAGACGACUGCCAGUAUUUGAACAGUGAUUCUGCAUUUAGCUAUGAGGACCCUUACGAUGCAGGAGAGGGGACAGAGGAGGAAGGUGUAGAAGAACGAGACGUUUUUUUGAGAGAGGAGGAGGAGGAGGAACAGAAGGAGUCUGUAGCAGAAGAAGAGGAAGAGGAGGGCGGUGUCUAUGUAGUGGCGCUGUAUGAGUUUCGGGCCAUGGAACCAGGCGAGUUGGACUUCGAUACGGGGGAUCGCAUACGUCUUACAAACACUUUAGAGGAUGGUUGGCUGGAGGGCGAGCUGCGAGGGCGACGUGGUAUUUUUCCUCAUCGUUUUGUUAAAAUAGAGGAUGACGGACAGAAAACCACAGAUGAAACAAAUGUCGUUGAACCGGAAGAAGACAAAGAGAACAGCUGUAAUUCUGAAUACAGCUCAGACCAUUUAUGUCCCGGUGGACCAGAGAACGGUCCUGAAUGGAGGACAUAUGAGGAUCACACAGUGUGGGACUUGGACUACUUUGAGAGGACUGAGGAGCAGAGGUGGCAAAGAGAAAACAAAAGCACCGGAGCUCAGACUAACAACAGAGGGUCGAGAGAUGAGGGUAGCAGGCCGGACUCUCAUCCACGUAGACCUGUCGCCCCAGCACAAAGAGGGCCUGAGAGACCCAAAUCCACGCCUCCAGCAAGGCCUAAACUCCCAUCCCGGCCUAGCCUGCCUGCACAUAGCCAUAGGCACCAUGGCACAAACCGGUCUAGGUAUACUAACGGUAACUCUCGAUCCUUACAGUCCAAACUAACCCACAGCCUAACCCUCCCUAGCACUCAGUCUGGUUGGUCUAAAGACAGCAGAUACUACCAGAGUCCACCAACAGAUGGUGCCACUACCGAUAACAGAAGUGCCAGUCUUGGCCAGGUGUUAUUUAACCUUGCUCAGAGCCAUAAGCAGAAGAAGAUAACUCGCCACGCUAGCGUCAGCGAUGCUGAUAUGAUGAUGGGAGGUACAGAGACACAGCGUUCCCAGCAGAAGACACGUGGCUCCAAUGGUUUGAUGCCAACGUCGUUCACCUUAGAUAACCUGGCAACCUCAGCCGGUGACCUGGAGACCAAGCUGUCCCAGCAGCUUUUCGAAUUUGAGAAAAGCUUGACUUCAUAUAGUGAUCUUAACAUCGGUUCUGGUGCUCCCAGGGACAUGUCUUCUGUAGGCGACCUGGCCCAGCAAUCCCGUAUCUCACGCCACUUUUCUAUUCUAGACUUCGGCGAUGAAAGCGAUAUCAUCCGAGGCUCCUUGCAUUCACCAGUGCCCCAACUCUUGCAGUCAAACUCGGCCUCUUCUUCACUAGAGAGGCGCAGGACCCUUCGACCUCCUCCACCUCGUCCUAGAGUCCAGCGUCCCCCAGCCCCACCAGCAUACAGACCAGCCCGUCCUGCUCCACGUCCCCCUCCUCGUUGCCCGAGACAAAAUACCGCUCCUCCAUCCAACAACUCCCUCAACAACAACCCCAUCUUCUACACGCCUGACGAACCACCUAUAAACGUCCUGGACCAAAUAACAGAAGGGCAGGCUGAGUUCGGUGACCUCGCAGCUGCCCAGGAACAUGAAAUCCAGUGCCAGCUGGAAGCCGAGAAAGAGCUGGAGAGAGAGAUGGAGUUGGAGAGUCAGAGACAGAGGGAAGAGGAGGAGAGGUACCAGCUGUUGCUACGGCUACAAGAGGUGGAGCACGACAUGGAGGCUUAUGCGCACACAGCGGAGGAACUCCGGACCAUGUUGGAGGAGGAGGACGACGAGACAGCCCGCAUGCAAGCCAUGGAGAACCUGGAGUUCUGCAACUACACGCUGGAGACUCUGGCCCUGGAGCAGCAGCAGCUACAAGAGAUGACCCUCCUGUCGUCCCAACCAAAACCCCUGGACUCCACCACGACCUCGGACUCCACCCCCGCAGCCGGCACGGAGGAUCCAGAGCUGAGGAUGCUGGAGAAGAGGUCGAAGGUCAUCGAGGAGCUGCUGCAGACGGAGAAGGACUACAUCAAAGACCUGCAGAUGUGUGUGGCGGAGAUCAUCGAGCCGCUGCAGAAGAAGCAGGUGAAGAACGUGGACUUCGAUGGACUCUUUGGCAACAUCAGCUCUGUGAUAGACCUGUCACAACGUCUCUUAGAUACGCUGCAUGACACAGACUCUAUUGGAAAAGUAUUUCUGGACUUCAAAGCUGAGCUGGAAGAGGUGUACAAGAUCUACUGCCAGAACCACGACGAUGCCAUCUCUCUGCUGGAGACCUACGAGAAAGACGAAAACAUCCAGCGCCAUGUGUUGGAGUGUCUGGAGCGACUGAGGGCCAUAUAUCGCGAGUGGGGGAAAACAAAUUACAUCAACCUCGGCUCUUUCUUAAUCAAGCCGGUGCAGCGGGUGAUGCGUUACCCUCUCCUGCUGAUGGAGCUGCUCGGGGCCACGCCGGAGAGCCACCACGACCGGCCCCAGCUGACGAAGGCUCUGCAGGCCGUCAAAGAGAUUAACGUAAACAUCAACGAGUACAAGCGAAGGAAGGACCUCGUGGUGAAGUACAGGAAAGGCGACGAGGACACGUUCAUUGACAAGAUCUCCAAGCUAAGCAUGCACUCCAUUAUCAAAAAAUCCAACCGGGUCAGCAGCCACCUUAAACACCUCACAGGGAUUUCACCCCAGAUUAAAGAUGAAGCAUUUGAUGAGGCUGAAAAGAAAUUCAGGCUACAGGAGAGACUCAUCAAGUCUUUUAUCAGGGACAUUUCCUUGUACCUGCAACAUAUAAGGGAAUCGGCGUCUGUAAAAGUCUUGGCAGCCAUCAGUUUCUGUGACAUCUACACGGAGCGCAGCGUUCUCGAUGCCGAGCAUUUCCAGAGAGCUCACCGCUGCAUCAGUGACCGACAGUUCACAGAAUUUAAGGAACGCACAGAGGCCUUAGUCAUCAACCCGCUCAACCAGCUCCUCCUCAUGUUUGCCGGCCCACACAAACUCAUCCAAAAGCGCUUUGACAAGCUGCUGGACUACGACAACUGCAAGGAGCGCGCCGACCGCCUCAAGGACCGGCGCAUCCAGGACGAGCUGCAGGCCGCGCGCAACAACUACGAGGCGCUCAAUGCCCAGCUUCUGGACGAGCUCCCCAAGUUCUACGUUGCGGCAGAGGAGCUGUUUACCGGCUGCGUGAGGUCUUUCGCUCAAGCCCAGAAGGAUUUCAUGAAGACGACACUGGGAGAGCUGAAGCCCCUCCUACAGGUUUUUUCUAACAAAGCUGCCACAGAGACCAACCUCAUUGCACAGUUCCAUGAAGGGUACGGCCGAGUCCUCCAGCUCCUGCAGGGCUUCAGCUUCUGUCCGGAGAACCUGCCUCCAGCCACCACUGCAAAGAAGCCCUUCGAGAAGAAGACUCUAGAGAAGCAGAACUCUAAAAAGCAACUGCAGACACCCUCAAGCACGCAGACAGAUGAACACCGUGCAGGACUUCUGGUACGCUACGGUCCUGAGAAGCUUUUCCAGGCUGAGAGAAACUUCAAUGCAGCCCAGGAUUUGGAUGUCUCCAUACAAGAGGGAGACCUUGUGGGUGUGAUCAAGCAGCAGGACCCCAUGGGAAGCAACAACCGCUGGCUAAUUGAUAAUGGAGUCACCAAGGGGUUUGUGUACACCUCCUUCCUCAAACCCUACAACCCACGCAGGAGCCAGUCAGACAUGUCCAUCGAGAGCCAAUCGUCCAAUGAGUCUGGCUACGGUGGCUCCUCCCCCGUUUUCUCCCGCCAAAACAGCAACAGCACAUUGACCUUUAACCAGGAAACCGCCACUGUCAGCUUUUCCACAUCUCAGCCCCCGAGCCAUUCAUCGCCGCACCCUUCGCUGGACUCCGCCUCGUCCCGCAGGAGUCACAACAGAGAUGCACCCAACCCCGACUCUGCCAGCCAGAGCAACUCCAUAAACUCCUCGCCCCGAAAUCACUCAAACCGCAGGGAAUUCUCUGAGCAAACGCACCGAAAUUCCUCCAGUCACAGGGACACAGAGCCUUCUUACCGGCAUUCAGGCAGCCACAGAGACGCGUACGAUACGAGUUAUGCAAGUUCGAGCAGCCAGAAGGAGACGUCGGACCUCUCGGAGACAGAGUCUUAUUCUUCACACAGGAACAGUCGCUCACAGCGAUAUGGACACACAGACAAAACCUACAGUUCAUACCAGUGGAGAAAUGGAGAUAAUGGUGGCCAGAAGAGGUCUGCGUACUCCAGAGAUGAGUACAUCGAGCCGGAGCCGGAACCAGAACCAGAACCUGAAGUAGAUGGUCAUCAGAUUUACUACGCUCUCUACUCCUUCGAUGCCCGUUGCGCCAAUGAAAUGAGCAUCUCGGCCAAUCAGCGGCUGCGGAUACUGGAGUUCCAGGACAUGAACGGCAACAGUGACUGGUGGCUGGGGGAGGCCGAAGGCCGACGAGGCUACGUGCCUUCCAACUACAUCCGCAAAUCAGAAUAUACAUGAACAAAGGUGUAUCUCCUGGAUGAUACCUGAGACUGUACUUGGACCUUUUUAAGGAGGCUCUCACUCUGCGAGGAGACAGAACAAAAAGACAAACAAGCAUCUGGGCACGCUGUGACUUAUUUUUGAUCUGUUGUCAUGGAGUUUGAUAGUGGGAAGGACUGACUAUUGCUGCUGACUCUGCUCCUAUAAGUUAGCAUUAUAUGCCUAUAUUUAUAGACUUUUUAUAUUAUUUUUACUUACUGGAAAUUGCACCGUACCCCCUUUUUGUUUCCAGUGAAAAACCUGUGAAUUGCACCAUAUUUUUGCCAUAUUCUCUGGGGCUGAAGACAAUGAAUUGUAUGUUUUUAAGAGAACAGUCUUAGCACAUUGGGAGAUUGCAAUGUAAAUGUGAAUACUUUGGGUUCAGACUGGUUCUUCUAAACAAACAUAAAGUGGUAUGCAGACAGACUGUCCGAAACACUGUGUUAUUCACUUUUUCUGCAUGUGGUUUCUUUCACCACUAGAAUAAUGCAUGCGUAUUAGAUGCAUUUACACCGUACUGUUCAACAAUCAAGGAUUGAGGCACUUAUAAGGAUGAUUAUCUACUGGUUGCUAGUUUUGAAGUGUCUGCAGAGGCAUCAACACUAACUUGGAGUGUUGUAUGAAGUUAAUAUGGACUAGAUUAUAUGAAAGCAUUAUGAUAUAAUCAGAGGUUUACAAGCACUCCUCUUGUCAGUGACAUGAAACAAUUGUUUUUAACUGGGUUGACACUGUGCAAAAAGCUGAUGACCCAUUUUACCUGUCAGAGGGGGUUAACAAACAGGGAGAGACAGAUAGUGGUCUGAUCUGAUUUCUCCACAUGCUCCAUGUACAUUAUAUAUAGUGCUGUAUAUUAAGAAUAUGCUAUUGCUCCCACUGUAAAGUGAUCACUGUUUAAAUAAAAAACAGCACAGCUGACAAAUCACAA
Messenger RNA from Larimichthys crocea (large yellow croaker), 6477 nucleotides. It is a transcript of the gene dnmbp, whose product is annotated as dynamin binding protein. Bases 408 to 5531 code for a protein of 1707 amino acids. Gene Ontology annotation, molecular function: guanyl-nucleotide exchange factor activity; protein binding. Gene Ontology annotation, biological process: cilium assembly; intracellular signal transduction. Gene Ontology annotation, cellular component: cytoplasm. The record is from RefSeq and is a predicted model, not a curated record. Lineage: Eukaryota; Metazoa; Chordata; Actinopteri; Sciaenidae. The transcript is spliced from 17 exons.